Molecule: messenger RNA, 2379 nt
Organism: Populus euphratica (Euphrates poplar)
Lineage: Eukaryota; Viridiplantae; Streptophyta; Magnoliopsida; Malpighiales; Salicaceae
Product: bifunctional L-3-cyanoalanine synthase/cysteine synthase D1-like
Exons: 10
Coding region: 988-1959 (323 amino acids)
Molecular function (GO): cysteine synthase activity
Source: RefSeq, a predicted model, not a curated record
ACUGAUUCCACUUCCAUCUCGUCUUGUCUUUAGUUUACUAAUUUUGUUUUGAAUUGCUUAGAUAAAACGUAGAAGUACAUCUUGCUCAUGUGCUAUAUAUCUUCCCCGUGUUCAUUUAUUUUCUUGCUUUUGUUGAGCUGUCAAGUCUUGCAUCGUUGUACUGCGAUCGAUAUUGGGUAGUUGCUUUGCUUGUGCUGAUUGUCUCUUGAUAUUGUACUAUUGGGUUGUCAGAACCUGCAUCAUUGAACUGUUUCUAGUGCUGGUACUGGUUAGCUGACCUUUUGCUGGUCAUUACUUUGCUCCCUGUUCUAUGAUUCUGUUGACUUUUGAGUUCUUGAUGUCACUCUGCGUAACUCUUACUCAGAAGAAAUUGAAACUUCGAAGCUUCUUAGCUCUUGCUCUGGUUUGCACUACAUUUAUGCUCAUAGUUAUUGAUUUUUUCAACAAAAUUAACCCAGUGUCUGCAUUAUUUGACUGAUUUUUUGUUGCUGGGCGUUUUACGGGUUGUUCACUUGAUGAUUUUUCUGUGGUUUUAUUGGGAACUUUGCAUACUGUUUCUUGAUCUAUUCCUUUACGGAUUUUUUUUGUUUCAAUAAUCCACGGCAUUUUUUCCAUAAAUCUUGGUCACCACUAGCUGUGUUGUAAGAAGUUGUCUAUAGAAAAAUGUCUUUGAGAUGUUGCUUCAUGUGGCAGCUGUGACGCUUAGUGGGUCUUAGUGAAAUAUCUGUUUUUUUUUUAUCCGUGUUGAUGCUUAGCUGAAGUUUUGAACAUGAAAACAGAACAAAGAUCUCAAGUAAUUCCUUUAUUGUCUGGGACAAUUAUUGCCUCUUUAAGUUUUUGUUGCUUGGAAGCAAUACGAAACCAUCUUUUGAGAGUGUAGUUUGAAGGGACUGCGGUAUUUUUUUAAAUUAUUGGACCGGUUUGUGCACAAUCACUUGACGAUGUGUUUACCUUGACUAGUUGCUUUCAGAUUUUCUAUAAAGGAAUAUGGAGGACAAGUGUGCAAUCAAGAAAGAUGUCACUGAAUUAAUAGGAAAUACCCCUAUGGUAUAUCUCAACAAUAUCUUGGAUGGUUGCGUAGCCCGUAUUGCUGCCAAGCUUGAGAUGAUGGAACCUUGCUUCAGUGUUAAAGACAGGAUUGCAUAUAGUAUGAUCAAAGAUGCGGAAGAUAAGGGCUUAAUUACUCCGGGGAAGACUGUCCUCAUUGAACUUACAAGCGGCAACACGGGCAUUGCAUUAGCAUCCAUCGCUGCAGCCAAGGGUUACAAAGUUAUCAUUAUCAUGCCAGCUGCAAAAAGUAUAGAGAGAAGAAUAGUGAUGCUGGCAUUUGGAGCUGAGUUGCAUCUCACAGAUCCAACCAUGGGCUUUGAGGAGAUCCUUAGAAAGGGUGAGGAGAUACUAAAAGUCACACCUAAUGGUUACAUGCUUCAUCAAUUUGAAAAUCCAGCCAAUCCAAGGAUUCAUUAUGAAACCACAGGCCCUGAGAUAUGGAAAGAUUCGGCAGGAAAAGUUGAUGUCCUGGUUGCUGGGAUAGGGACGGGUGGUACAGUAACUGGAGCAGGGAAAUUUCUUAAGGAGAAAAAACCGGAGAUUAAGGUCUAUGGUGUAGAACCAGCAGAAAGUGCAGUCCUGAAUGGAGAAAAACCUGGUGCACAUCUGAUUCAAGGACUUGGCGCUGGCGUUGUUCCUCCUGUUUUGGAUAUUGGCCUCCUCGAUGAAGUUAUCAAAGUAUCGAGUGAUGAAGCUAUUGAUACUACCAAGCUGAUUGCUUUGAAAGAAGGCUUGCUGGUGGGAAUAUCAUCUGGUGCCGCAACAGCUGCUGCUAUAAAGUUGGCCAAGAGACAGGAAAAUGCUGGGAAACUCAUCGUGGUGGUUUUUGCUAGUGCCGGGGAGCGUUAUAUUUCCUCGAAGCUGUUUGAUUCCAUCAGGCACGAGGCAGAAACAAUGACCUUUGAUUAAGGUCUUACUGAUUUUUCAUGCGGGGGACCUUGUUAAACUAUGGUUUUUUUGCUCAAUUCCUUCCUGGAAGAACGUAAUUCACACUGAUUCUGGACUCGAAUGAAAAUUGUUUAAACUAUUGUUAAACUAGGGGCUGUGCAACGCAGGCCUGAUUCCUUGAAAUUGUACCUACUCCGUGCAACACAUGAAUGCUUCGUGGAGGAAUGCUUCAAGCAUAAAACUCUUAAUAGACUUGACGUCAACGGUCUUGAAAUUUUAAGAUUGUAAAACUCUUGCUUUUCAACCUGAGAUGGCUACAACAUGAUUAGAUUUGAAAUCAAAAUGCAGCACCUUAGACCAACUGCAUCUGUGCGAUUUUGUGUCUCUUGUCUGUUUCUGUAACCUAUUGAGCAUGGAUAUUAUGCCCACAUUGAAGACAAA